GGCAUCCAUGAGGAAAUGUUGAAAGAUGAGGUUCGGACAAGGUCCUACAUGAACGCGAUUUUACAAAACAAGCAUAUCUUCAAGGACAAGAUCGUGCUGGAUGUGGGCUGUGGUACCGGCAUUCUCUCCAUGUUUGCGGCCAAGGCCGGCGCGAAGCACGUCAUUGGCGUGGAUAUGUCGACCAUCAUCUUCAAGGCGCGCGAGAUCGUAAAAGUCAACGGCCUGUCCGACAAGAUCACGCUGAUCCAGGGCAAGAUGGAGGAGAUCAAGAUGCCCUACCCAGAAGUCGACAUCAUCAUCUCCGAGUGGAUGGGGUACUUCCUCCUGUACGAGAGCAUGUUGGACACGGUGCUGUACGCCCGCGACAAGUACCUGGCUAAGGACGGCCUAAUCUUCCCUGACAAGGCUACCAUCUUCGUCGCUGGUAUUGAGGACGGCGACUACAAGGAGGAGAAGAUCGGCUUCUGGGAUAAUGUCUAUGGCUUCGACUACUCCCCCCUUAAAGAAACCGCGCUCUCGGAACCCCUCGUCGACACGGUCGAGCUGAAAGCCGUCGUAACCGACCCAACCCCCAUCCUCACCCUUGACCUUUACAAAGUCAACCCGUCCGACCUCUCGUUCAGCUGCCCCUUUGACCUGACAGCGCGCCGCGACGACUUUAUCCACGCGCUCGUGGCGUGGUUCGACAUUGAGUUCACGGCCUGCCACAAGCCGAUCCGCUUCUCGACGGGCCCGCACACCAAGUACACGCACUGGAAGCAGACCGUCUUCUACCUCAAGGACGUGCUCACGGUGCAGCAGGGCGAGAAGAUUGAGUGCUCUCUGCACAACCGCCCCAACGAGAAGAACAAGCGCGACCUCGACAUCAAGAUUGAGUAUAACCUCGCGACCGAGGACCCCAACCGCCAGGCCAGCGGGACCUGUCUGUACAAGAUGUGCUAGGCGCAGCCUUGGAAGGGUGACGUGCCGGACGAGAUAGAGUGGCUGAAGAGGGCCGUGGAGGGAUGGCUUGAUGACUUCCGGAAGCUCAUCUUGGCAUUCGCCAUGUGGACUGCGUCGCAACUGGAUCGCCACGACUAGAGAAGGUUCAAACUGGCGUUUUUUUUUUUU
Thermothelomyces thermophilus ATCC 42464 is the source of this 1110-nucleotide messenger RNA. RefSeq lists its product as uncharacterized. Gene Ontology annotation, cellular component: nucleus. The transcript is spliced from 4 exons. The record is from RefSeq and is a predicted model, not a curated record. NCBI's taxonomy places the organism in Eukaryota, Fungi, Ascomycota, Sordariomycetes, Sordariales, Chaetomiaceae. Gene Ontology annotation, molecular function: protein-arginine N-methyltransferase activity. Bases 16 to 942 code for a protein of 308 amino acids. Gene Ontology annotation, biological process: peptidyl-arginine methylation.